Molecule: messenger RNA, 1041 nt
Organism: Fonsecaea multimorphosa CBS 102226
Lineage: Eukaryota; Fungi; Ascomycota; Eurotiomycetes; Chaetothyriales; Herpotrichiellaceae
Exons: 1
Coding region: 1-1041 (346 amino acids)
Source: RefSeq, a predicted model, not a curated record
AUGUCGACGGGCAAGAACGUCCUCAUCGUCGGCCCCGGCUUCAUAGGCUGGAACGUGCUCGACCACCUCGUCCGCGAAGGCUACAACGUGACGGGCCUAGUCCGGCGGGCGUCCCACGCGCAACAGAUCCAGUUCUCGGGCGCCAAAGCCGUGGUAGGUGACCUGAACGACACCAACCUCAUCAAAACCCAAACGCUCCAGAACGACGUCGUCUUCCACACCGCCACCGCGGACCACAAGCCCAGCGCCGAAGCCGUGUGCCAGGGCGUGGCGGAGCGGGCGCAGCAGGGCAAGUCGACGAUAUACAUCCACACGUCCGGCACGAGCGUGUUGGCCGACAAUGCGCGCGGCGAAUACAAGGGCGACAAAGUCUAUCACGACAACAACCGCUCAGAGAUAGAUUCGGUGCCGGACGACGCGCCGCACCGGCAGAUUGAUUUGACAAUCCUCAAAUACCAAGGGGAGAUCGGCGACAAGGCCAAGAUCGCCAUCAUGAUCCCGCCGUUGAUCUACGGGUAUAAUCCGCAGCACAGGCGAUUGACCAUCCAGAUACCGACCCUGACCCGGUUCGCGCUGAAGCACGGGUUCGCGGGACACGUGGGCAAGGGAUUGUCGGUCGAAUCGCAAAUCCAUGUGCUUGACCUCGCGCAGGCCUAUGUGACUUUACUGCAUCACAUGGAACAGGCACCGGCCCAGGAGUUUCUCGACAACCCGUACUUUUUCUGCGAAAAUGGCCGUGAGGCGUCCUGGCGCGAAGUCGCAGAGAUGAUCGGCGAGGCGCUCCACAAGGCUGGGAAGAUCAAGGAUCCAACUCCAAAGACCAUACCCGAGGACAUGUGGGGGGACCUCUUUGGAGAGUAUUCCGCCGCGGUCGUCGGCUUGAAUAGUCGGAGUCGAGCGGUUAGAUUGAGGGAGCUCGGAUGGGAACCUGCUCCAGGGCAGAGGAGUAUGGAGGAGAGUUUCCAGAUGUUCGAGUUGGCCGAGAUAUUGAAGGAGGAAGGGGUCGAUUUUCGUGGAUAUACCGGAACGGCUGCCUCGUAG